This is a messenger RNA of Staurois parvus, 461 nucleotides long. The record is from the annotation of a GenBank genome assembly. NCBI's taxonomy places the organism in Eukaryota, Metazoa, Chordata, Amphibia, Anura, Ranidae.
AUAGGUUGCCACCUGUGCAGCUUGCUACUAAAUAUUCCGCAGUCAACUGUUAGUGGUAUUAUAACAAAGUGGAAGCAGCUGAGAACAACAGCAACUGAGCCACGAAGUGGUAGGCCAUGUAAAAUGACAGAGUGGGGUCAGCACAUGCUGAAGUGCUCAGUGCACAGAAGUCGCCAAAUGUCUGCAGAGUCAAUAGCUAAAGACCUUCAAACUUUGUGUGGCCUUCAGAUUAGCAGAACAACAGUGUGUAGAGAGCUUCAUGCAAUGGGUUUCUUUGGCCGAGUACCUGAAUCCAAGCCUUACAUCACCAAGUUACAUAGUUACAUAGUUGCACACAGUGGUGUAAAGCAUGCCACCACUGGACUCCAGAGCAAUGAAGACGUGUUCUCUGGAGUGAUAAAUCACUAACAAUCCGAUUGGAUGUGUCUGGGUUUGGCAGUUCCAGUGAAGGAAACUUAGUU